UUUCAGCGCAACGAAGACCCAUAAGCACGUCGUACCCACAGCAACCGACAGCAGAACGCUUCUAAAAGUUCAUCUAUUCGGUGUGCUGUCAGUGAGAUUGCAUUUCACGACCUAUCACAUUUUCAACUUGACGAGCUACAGGAUUAAUCGAUAUGGGAAACCCUGUUUGAAAAAUGACUAUGAUAACAUUAUCUGUAGUCGAAGAAUGGCUUGAUAGCCAUCCAGAUCACUGUCAAGAUUAUUUUUUACGCAAAGUUGAACUUGAUUUUAUUAACAAAUGGCUAGUGUCACAUGGAUUCCUUAACAUCAACGAGUAUAUUAGUUCGACAACGUCUACGUCGUCAUCAGGUGACGUUAGUCCUGCUAAUGGAUGUGAUAAAACUAUUACGGCAAAUGCCCCAAGCAUUAUGAUCAACGGUAAUAAUUCCUUAUCGGUUUCACAAAUGUAUCGAUCCAAUUCGAAACGAUGUCGACGACAUGAUUUUGCAAGAGCCAAGACAAGGAGUGUUCUUCGAACACAAGAAAUUGGAAAAGAUGUGCCAAUAUGUACCAGUAGAAGAUCUUCAUUAAAAGAUAUGAGAAAAUUCACGUCAUUGCCGCCAAGUCCGAUUAACAUGCUGUCAUUGCUGAUCGACUCAAAAGUGCGGCUGCCCCGGUGGCCCGUGUCAGCCACCAGCUUAGAGUCCAAACGGGACCUGCAAAGGGAGCAGGGUGAACGAGAUUUCUUUUUGACCGUCGUCCGAGACAUCGCCACCGAUUUGGAUCUCAAGUCGUUAUCCCACAAAAUUGUCGAUAACCUGACCGUGUUGAUGGACAGCGACGCUGCGUCGCUGUUCCUCGUCGACGGGCCACCCAGGGGAGGCCGCCGACGGUGUUUGGUAUCAAAAGUGUUUGACGUCCACAGUGGUGCCCGGGGACAAUUUCUAUUGCCCGACGGUAUGACCGGAGACAAUGUUCGAACGGCAGCCGGUGAUAAUGAGGUACAGAUACCUUGGGGCGUCGGCAUACUGGGACACGUCGCAUCCACCGGCGAGACAGUCAACUUGGACGUGGCUUGCGAGGACCCGAGAUUCGACGAUGAAGUUGAUCGUAUAAUGGGAUACUAUACAUCUUCCUUGCUCUGUAUGCCAGUAAAAAAUUCGUACGAGGAAAUUAUAGCCGUGGCUCAAGUUAACAAUAAGAAUCCAGACAAAGAUAAUGGGCGAUACACUAGUAUGGACGAGAAGCUUCUAGAAACAUAUUUGCAAUUCGUGGGAAUAGCAAUUACAAAUGCACAAAUUAUUGAAGAUUCUCGGGCAGAAUAUGACCGAAAUAGAAAUUUACUGGAAGUGGUUCACGAUUUAUUUGAAGAACAGACUUCAAUAGAUAAAGUAAUAAUGAAAAUUAUGCAAAGAGCUCAGAGAUUAUUGAAGUGUGAAAGAGCUGCAGUAUUGUUAGUGGAUGAAUCAUGUGACAACACGAUGUUCUCUAAGUUGUUCGACUUAAAUUCGCCAAAACAUAGACAGAACCAUGUCAAAAACUGUAGACAGAAAGUAGAAGGAGAAAAUGUUUCGCGUUAUUUAGAAAGCUUAGCAGAAAGGGUGGCAUGUUCGGGGGAAGUUCUCAAUGUCAGCGAUAAUGAUUGUAAAGAAGGGCUAAUGGAUUCCGGAAUCAAUUCACUUUUGGCGAUGCCCAUAAGGAAUAAAAAUGAUCAAAUUAUAGGUGUCGCAAGUAUCAUAAACAAGCUGAAUUCUCUUCCUUUUGACGAAUACGACGAACAGUUAUUUGAGGCAUUCACGAUCUUUUGCGGACUAGGAAUACACAACACGCUUAUGUAUAGCGAAGUAGAAAAGGCAAUGGCCAGACAAAAAGUCUCUAUAGAAGUUUUGUCUUAUCACGCGACUGCUUCUAAUAAAGAAGUGGAACGUAUCUUGAGUUUGCCUGUACCAGCAGCCGACUCGAUGAAUUUAUACUCUCUUGCUUUUGAUGAUUUCUCGCUAAACGACGAUGAGAUGCUUAUGGCAGCAGUUAGCAUGUUCCUCGAACUAGGACUGGUCAAGGCUUUUAAUAUUGAAAAAGAAACUUUGUAUAGAUUUCUUAUCACAGUUAAAAGAAAUUACAGAGACGUGCCAUAUCACAAUUGGCGGCAUGCUUUUAAUGUUGCACAAGUUAUGUUUGCUAUUAUGAUGGGCUGUGACAUGAAAAAUACAUUUACUGAUCUCGAAGUAUUAGGUAUGUUCGUUGGUUGUCUAUGCCACGAUCUAGAUCAUCGAGGAACAAAUAAUUCAUUCCAAGAAAAAGCACGUUCGGCGUUAGUUCUUUUGUAUGGUACAACUAAUACGAUGGAACACCAUCAUUUCAACCACGCAGUGAUGAUUUUAAGUAGUGAGAGUCUUAACAUAUUCUCUAGUCUAUCGGCGGAAAGUUUUACAACCGUCAUGAAGGUCCUUAAGCAUAGCAUUUUGGCAACAGAUCUUUGCAUGUAUUUCCAGUUAAGAAAUAAAUUUUUCCGGUUGAUCGAAUCAAAAGAAUAUAGCUGGGAUGAAGAUUCACAGCGUUUUUUAUUGAUGGCAAUGUUAAUGACAUCAUCAGAUUUAGCUGCGUCAACAAAACAAUGGCACGUUCAACAAAGGGCAGCCAGAUUAGUAACAGACGAAUUUAUAGAACAGGGCGAUAAAGAAAGGUUUGAAUUAAAAAUUCAACCACAAGCGCUCAUGGAUAGGGAGAGACAACACGAGCUUCCUCAAUUACAGAUAAGAUGGAUAGCUGAUAUAUGCUUACCAUUAUAUCAAGCGUUGGGUCAAAUGAAUCCAAAACUUAAUGUGAUGAAGGAAGGAGCAUUAAAUAAUAUGCAUCAAUGGAGCAAACUAGUUGAUUCUAACUACAAAUUUACCAACGCAGAGGAAAAAAUAUGAAGAACAGAAAAAAACUGAUUCGAACAUCAAUGUGUAGCAACCAAGGGAUGUGUUAUAGUAUAUUUUAUUAUGUUUAAAAGUGAUCUUUUAAUCAGUAGACUGAUAGAAAAUAGUUUCGUAUUUAUAAAUACAAAAAAAAAAAAAUAUAUAUAUAUAUAUAGUAAAAUAAA
Messenger RNA from Daktulosphaira vitifoliae (grape phylloxera), 3064 nucleotides. Its product is annotated as dual 3',5'-cyclic-AMP and -GMP phosphodiesterase 11A-like. The transcript has 17 exons. NCBI's taxonomy places the organism in Eukaryota, Metazoa, Arthropoda, Insecta, Hemiptera, Phylloxeridae. The coding region runs from base 174 to 2894 and encodes 906 amino acids. Gene Ontology annotation, biological process: signal transduction. Gene Ontology annotation, molecular function: 3',5'-cyclic-nucleotide phosphodiesterase activity; protein binding. The record is from RefSeq and is a predicted model, not a curated record.